AUGGCGACAGUAACCACUCACAUUAGCGACAAUCAUGCUCCCUGGUAUGAAAUCUUCAUCACUCUUGUGGUCUGCACAAUAGGCUGUAUCGUUGGUAUCAUUGCCAAUGGUUUCAUCAUGGUCAUCUACGGGACUGAAUGGGUCAGGAGCAAAAGAUUCCCAACUCGUGACCAGCUUCUGUUGAUGCUGAGUUUCUCCAGGCUCUUGCUACAGAUCUGGAUAAUGGUAGAGAUCACUUGCAGUCUAUUCUUCAGGAUCAUUUAUAGCCAAAACUGCAUGUAUAAGCUCUUCAAAGCUGUCAACGUGUUUCUGAGCUACUGCAACCUCUGGUUUGCUGCCUGGCUCAACGUCUUCUACUGUCUGAAAAUCGCAAACUUCGCUCACCCUCUGUUCCUGCUGAUGAAGCGGAAAAUCACGGUGCUGAUGCCUCAGCUCAUGAGUCUCUCUGUGCUGGUUUCCAUCGGUUUGAGCUCCUUCUUCUCUAAAGACAUCUUCAAAGUGUACAUGAACAAUUCUGUUCCCAUUCCUUCCUCCAACUCCACGCAUAGGAAGUAUUUCUCUGAGACCAAUGUGCUCAGCCUGGCUUUUUUAUAUUACGUGGGGAUCUUCAUUCCUUUAGUCAUGUUCAUCAUGGCAGCCACUCUGCUGAUUGCCUCACUCAAGAGGCACACCUUGCACAUAAAAAACAGCACCACGGGCUCCAGGGACUCCAGCAUGGAGGCUCACUUGGGUGCCAUCAAGUCAACCGGCUACUCUCUCAUUUUCUACGUUAUCAAUGCACUGGCUCUGUUCAUUUCCAUGUCAAGCAUCUUUGAUACCUUCAGUUUCUGGAAUAGUCUGUGCAACUUUAUCAUGACUGCCUAUCCAGCUGGCCAGGCAGUGCAUCUAAUCUUGAGAAACCCUGGGCUGAGAAGAGCCUGGAGGAGGUUUCAGCACUGCGUCCAUCUUUUACUUUCAAAGGUAGAUUAG
Molecule: messenger RNA, 969 nt
Organism: Phodopus roborovskii (desert hamster)
Lineage: Eukaryota; Metazoa; Chordata; Mammalia; Rodentia; Cricetidae
Gene: Tas2r40
Product: taste 2 receptor member 40
Exons: 1
Coding region: 1-969 (322 amino acids)
Biological process (GO): sensory perception of taste; detection of chemical stimulus involved in sensory perception of bitter taste; G protein-coupled receptor signaling pathway
Cellular component (GO): membrane
Molecular function (GO): G protein-coupled receptor activity; bitter taste receptor activity
Source: RefSeq, a predicted model, not a curated record